CAAAAUAUUUCUCUCAUCUGACUUCAGUUCAGCGCGCAGUGCAACUACCGUCAGUUUAGGAGGUCCAGCAGUCCCAGAAGCUAAUAGCCAUGGCUGCCACAUCCUCCAUCUGCGUCCUCACCAACGUUUAUCCCGGCAAACCCUCCUUUUCCCUCUCGCUCUCUUGCUCCACCCCCACCCUCCGAGUACCGUCCGCCAAUCUAGCAUUCACGUCGCCUCACAGUCGGCGUGUUACAGCAGUUGCCCGUGCUGUCAGCUCUACUGAGUCAGGAGCCACAGGCGGCUCCACCUCAACCACAAAUGCGUCUCCUCCGACCAUUGUCAUGUGUUUCCUUUCCCCAGAUGGUGACACUGCCACGUCAGCCAUCGAAGCAGCCACAUGGGCCGCCGCUGCAGCUGAAACCCCCGAUGCUGCGGAUUCAUCCGCAAAAGUGCCAGCUACCGCUCAGGUCGUCACCAUCGGCAGCGGCGAGAAGAACUUGCGACGUGCGAUGGCAGAUGCGAAGGUCCCGUUGUACGACAUGUACGGAUCGGUCAUGAAUUGCGGUGGUGGGGGAAGCUGCGGGACGUGCCUGGUGGAUAUCGUUGCGGGUGCGGAGCUGUUGAGCGGACGUACCGAGGCGGAGGGUCGUUACUUGAAGAAACGGCCCGAGAGCUGGCGAUUGGCAUGCCAGACAAUUGUGGGGGAUAAGGAGAACAGUGGAAGGCUGGUGAUUCAACGUAUGCCGCAGAAGGUCAAGAAGUAAAGGGGUAGGUGGGACUGUUUGAAGCAUCACCGUCUCUCUAGAAAGGCAUGAGUGAGAAAAGCUCUUAGACUUGUCGGUUCUCUAAGCAUGAAUGCUCAGUCUGAAGGAACGUGCGAGGAACUUGCUGCACGGAGUGCACAUUUCUGUGUAGUAUGCGAAGGAUUCGUUGGGUUACUCUAUUUGUUGGAUGUUCAUGAUUAAAGCGAGGGUCUCAAGAAGCAGAAAACCAAAUCCAAAGGUUUUGGUUUCGGGG
This is a messenger RNA of Closterium sp. NIES-67, 999 nucleotides long. NCBI's taxonomy places the organism in Eukaryota, Viridiplantae, Streptophyta, Zygnematophyceae, Desmidiales, Closteriaceae. The record is from the annotation of a GenBank genome assembly.